Drosophila serrata is the source of this 3786-nucleotide messenger RNA. It is a transcript of the gene Atpalpha, whose product is annotated as sodium/potassium-transporting ATPase subunit alpha. Gene Ontology annotation, molecular function: ATP binding; P-type sodium:potassium-exchanging transporter activity; ATP hydrolysis activity. NCBI's taxonomy places the organism in Eukaryota, Metazoa, Arthropoda, Insecta, Diptera, Drosophilidae. Gene Ontology annotation, biological process: intracellular sodium ion homeostasis; proton transmembrane transport; intracellular potassium ion homeostasis. The record is from RefSeq and is a predicted model, not a curated record. Gene Ontology annotation, cellular component: plasma membrane.
UCUGAACUGGGAAAGUCCAACUGUAGCAGCAGCUCUCUCGUCUCUUUGUCGGGUGGUACAGUACAGCUCUGCUCCCCGCCUGCCCGCCCGCCCGUUCCCCCGGCGCUGGUGUGUGCUCCGCUGCUCUGCUUACACAAUAACUGUGCAUCGAUUGGGUCCAGCGAGAAGAGGAAGCAGCAGGACUAACUCGAACGCUCGUUCGACGGAAAGGAAGGAACACAUAAUAGCCUAGCCGUAGCAAAGCGACCGUGUGUGAUCAGUAUUCGUUGUCCCGUUCCAACGCGAUUCGGUUCUAGUGCUGAAAACAAGUUCAAUACUGCUGCUAACGGGGUAGUUUUCUGCGAAAGCCCCCAAAACAGAAUUCGCAACGCCAAGCGCAAAAAUUGUGUAAUAGCACCCGAACGUGUAAAAGUUGCUUUGUUUUAUCUUAUUUUAUUCCGUUGUUACUUGUUCAUCGUGUUUUAUAUUUGCACACGCCGUCUACGUUUGCAUUUUCGUUUAUUCAUCGUUUCACUGUCUUGCCUCUAAUAAGUUUAAACAAGAGUCCACAGACAUUAUGAGUGCUCAGCAUGGGAGAGCGGACUCCUAUCGAGUCGCCACGGUUAUAGCCACCGAUGACGACAAUCGCACAGCCGAUGGUCACUACAAGUCAAGACGCAAGAUGCCGGCCAAAGCAGCUAAGAAAGAGAAUUUGGAUGAUCUCAAACAGGAGUUGGAUAUCGACCAUCAUAAAAUCUCUCCUGAGGAAUUGUAUCAGCGCUUUCAGACACAUCCCGAGAAUGGUCUAAGUCACGCCAAGGCCAAGGAGAACUUGGAGCGCGAUGGUCCCAAUGCGCUGACGCCACCAAAGCAGACACCCGAGUGGGUGAAGUUCUGUAAGAAUCUGUUCGGUGGCUUCGCCAUGUUGCUGUGGAUCGGUGCUAUUCUCUGCUUCGUGGCCUAUUCGAUCCAGGCCAGCACCAGCGAGGAGCCGGCCGACGAUAAUUUGUAUCUGGGUAUUGUACUUUCCGCUGUCGUCAUUGUGACGGGCAUUUUCUCAUACUAUCAGGAAUCGAAAAGUUCAAAGAUCAUGGAAUCGUUCAAGAACAUGGUACCCCAGUUCGCCACCGUCAUCCGCGAGGGCGAGAAACUCACGCUGCGCGCUGAGGAUCUCGUUCUGGGCGAUGUCGUUGAGGUGAAGUUCGGCGACCGUAUCCCCGCUGAUAUCCGCAUUAUCGAGGCGCGCACCUUCAAGGUGGACAACUCGUCGCUGACCGGCGAGUCGGAGCCGCAGUCCCGUGGCGCCGAGUUCACCCAUGAGAAUCCUCUGGAGACCAAGAAUCUGGCCUUCUUCUCCACCAACGCCGUCGAGGGCACUGCCAAGGGUGUGGUCAUUAGCUGCGGCGACCACACUGUCAUGGGUCGCAUUGCUGGCCUCGCCUCCGGUCUGGACACCGGCGAGACGCCCAUUGCUAAGGAAAUUCAUCAUUUCAUCCAUCUGAUUACCGGCGUGGCCGUGUUCCUGGGCGUCACCUUCUUCGUGAUUGCCUUCAUUUUGGGCUACCACUGGCUGGACGCCGUCAUCUUCCUGAUCGGCAUCAUCGUCGCCAACGUGCCCGAAGGUCUGCUGGCCACUGUCACCGUGUGCCUGACCCUCACCGCCAAGCGCAUGGCAUCCAAGAACUGCCUGGUAAAGAAUCUGGAGGCCGUGGAAACCCUUGGCUCCACCUCGACCAUCUGCUCCGAUAAGACCGGCACCCUCACCCAGAACCGAAUGACGGUUGCUCACAUGUGGUUCGAUAACCAAAUCAUCGAAGCCGACACCACCGAGGAUCAGUCGGGUGUUCAAUACGAUAGAACCAGCCCUGGAUUCAAGGCGCUCUCUCGCAUUGCCACUCUCUGUAACCGUGCCGAGUUCAAGGGCGGCCAGGACGGUGUGCCCAUUCUCAAGAAGGAGGUUAGCGGAGAUGCCUCCGAGGCUGCUCUGCUCAAGUGCAUGGAACUGGCUCUGGGCGACGUUAUGAAUAUUCGCAAGCGUAACCGCAAGAUUGCUGAGGUGCCAUUCAACUCCACCAACAAAUACCAAGUAUCCAUCCAUGAGACCGAUGACUCCAACGAUCCCCGCUUCCUGCUCGUCAUGAAGGGAGCCCCCGAGCGCAUCCUGGAGCGCUGCUCCACCAUCUUCAUCAACGGCAAGGAGAAGGUCCUGGACGAGGAGAUGAAGGAGGCGUUCAACAAUGCCUACAUGGAACUCGGAGGUCUGGGUGAGCGUGUGCUCGGCUUCUGCGACUUUAUGCUGCCCUCCGACAAGUAUCCCUCCGGUUUCAAGUUCAACACCGACGACAUUAACUUCCCCAUCGAUAACCUGCGCUUCGUCGGCCUCAUGUCCAUGAUUGAUCCUCCCCGUGCCGCCGUGCCCGAUGCUGUGGCCAAGUGCCGCUCGGCCGGUAUCAAGGUCAUCAUGGUUACCGGCGAUCACCCGAUCACUGCCAAGGCCAUUGCCAAGUCCGUCGGCAUCAUCUCCGAGGGCAACGAGACCGUCGAGGACAUUGCCCAGCGCCUGAAUAUCCCCAUCUCCGAGGUGAACCCCCGCGAGGCCAAGGCCGCCGUCGUCCAUGGCGCCGAGCUGCGUGAUGUGUCCAGCGACCAGCUGGAUGAGAUCCUGCGUUACCACACCGAAAUCGUCUUUGCCCGUACCUCGCCCCAACAGAAGCUGAUCAUUGUCGAGGGUUGCCAGCGCAUGGGUGCCAUUGUGGCCGUGACUGGUGAUGGUGUCAACGAUUCUCCGGCUCUGAAGAAGGCUGAUAUUGGUGUUGCCAUGGGUAUCGCCGGCUCCGAUGUGUCCAAGCAGGCUGCUGACAUGAUUCUGUUGGACGAUAACUUCGCCUCCAUUGUGACUGGUGUGGAGGAGGGUCGCCUGAUCUUCGAUAACCUGAAGAAAUCCAUUGCUUACACCCUGACCUCCAACAUUCCCGAAAUCUCGCCCUUCCUGGCUUUCAUCCUCUGCGACAUACCACUGCCACUGGGAACCGUCACGAUUCUGUGCAUCGAUCUGGGAACUGACAUGGUGCCAGCCAUUUCAUUGGCCUACGAACAUGCCGAAGCCGAUAUUAUGAAGCGUCCGCCACGUGACCCCUUCAACGAUAAAUUAGUGAAUUCAAGGUUGAUUUCGAUGGCCUACGGACAGAUCGGUAUGAUUCAAGCUGCCGCCGGCUUCUUUGUGUACUUCGUCAUCAUGGCUGAGAACGGCUUCUUGCCCAAGAAACUGUUUGGCAUUCGUAAGAUGUGGGACUCGAAGGCCGUCAACGAUCUAACUGACUCCUAUGGACAGGAAUGGACCUACCGUGACCGCAAGACCCUGGAGUACACCUGCCACACGGCCUUCUUCAUCUCGAUUGUGGUUGUGCAGUGGGCUGAUCUGAUUAUCUGCAAGACGCGCCGCAACUCCAUCUUCCAGCAGGGCAUGCGUAACUGGGCUUUGAACUUUGGCCUCAUUUUCGAAACCGUGCUGGCCGCGUUCCUCUCGUACUGCCCGGGCAUGGAGAAGGGUCUGCGCAUGUACCCCCUGAAACUCGUCUGGUGGUUCCCGGCUAUUCCAUUUGCGCUGGCCAUCUUCAUCUAUGAUGAGACCCGUCGUUUCUACUUGCGCCGCAACCCCGGUGGCUGGUUGGAGCAGGAGACAUACUAUUAAACACCUACACUGCUACACUCCCACACUCCCAAACACACACAUGCCCACACAGACACACACACACAAACACCUAAAAAAAACAACCAUGAAGAGCAACAAAUAGUAAUGUUUAUGAA